Drosophila takahashii is the source of this 1851-nucleotide messenger RNA. RefSeq lists its product as uncharacterized. NCBI's taxonomy places the organism in Eukaryota, Metazoa, Arthropoda, Insecta, Diptera, Drosophilidae. The record is from RefSeq and is a predicted model, not a curated record.
UUGAUCGCCAGCAGCGCCGUCGAUCGGUCAGUUUCUCCGCCUCCAGUUUUAUUGUUGAGCUAGCAAAAUCAGGCGAAAAAAACCACUAUAGUUAAAUAAUAAUAACACCCAGCAUUAGCAUUAAAAGCGAUCGUCAACCGAGCAAUGUUACGUCGGGGGGCAACGGGCUUCAUAGCAGCCCUGAUCUUCACCAGCCUCUGUCUGGGCUUCUGUCGAGGCUACUUCAGUCUGGAAAUUGGUGAUCCCUGUCCCACGGAUAACUACCGCAGUCGCUGUCAAGCUUUGGAGGAUUGUGAGACCUUGGCAUCGCAUCUCCAAACGGGAAGACUCAAUUUGAAGACGGUGAUGAAUUGCGGCUUCACGAGUCGCAGCGAGAAGAUCUGUUGUCCCGUUGAAGAUGCCCAGAGCGCGGUGCGAGUAGAUCCAGUGGAACAGACGAGCACUACUACUAGUACCACCACUACUAGCACUACUACUACUAGCACUACUUCUACUAGCACUACUUCUACUAGCACUACCACCACCACUACUCCAGCUCCACCUCUGCCUACAACACCGCCUGCAGAACCCUGGUUGGAUAUAUUCCAGACGGAUCGCGAGUACGUACAGCGAUCAAUUGGGCCCACUCACCGGCCGACGAGGGAUAGCAUCGCCUUCCGCGACACCUCCGAUGGAGCCGACUGCCAGGCUCCACUGUACGAGGGUCAAUGCCGGGCGGUGUCCGCAUGCCCCAGUGUGGAGCCCCUUCUGUCCCAGGGUCGCCUGAGGGAUGAGGACUUCACGACUUGCCGCGAGGGAACGCACGAGGAGAUCAUCUGCUGUCCGCUCAAUCUGCCCCUGCAGCCGCGCGUUCAAAGUGGACCUCGUCUGGGCGUGGAGAGCGACUCGUCGGUGGGCAGGGCUGCGGAUGAUCCCCUCGAGGUGGCCGCCAUCGCUCGGGCGGAAGGCCUGUUGCCCCACUACCGCCACCUGGCCUCGCUGGCCCAUCCGAAUGCCGCCUUCGAUGGCCAUCUGCAUCACUGUGCCGCCCUCGUCCUGACCCCCCAGCUCCUGGUCAGCGCCGCCGGCUGCGAGAGGCCCAGUCACGCCGUCUUCGGAGUGCCCGAUAUGCGGGACGUCGACGCCGACGAGGACUAUCUGGCGGACAUUGUGCGUCUGGUUCAAUUUCAAAGGGAUCUGUCCCUCAUUAGACUGCAAGAACCCCUUCGUCUGGGCAGUCAGACACCCGCCAACGUAAGCGUGGCUCCCAUGUGCAGCCAGUUCGAGCUGACGCGGCUCCAGUCCAGCGGCAUCCUGGUGGCCGUGGGCUGGGGCAAGGGUGAAGAGACCGACUGCCCGCUGUUCGAGAUGCCCAUGCGACUGCGUCCCACGUGGGCCUGCGGCGAUUUGCCCAACUAUGGUCGAGUUCAGGACCUGGGCAGCUCUCACCUGUGCGUGGAGCCGCUGGGCGGCGAAAGGGAUCUGCAGCGAUUCUCCAACAGCAGCUCCUGCGCCGCCUGCCCAGCAUCGGUGGGCAGUAUCCUCCAUUUGGUGCGACCGAAUGGAAGUCGCUGCGCCCUUGGCAUCGCCACGCCCACGGGCGGCGAGUGCGAAGCGCGAACCAUGUACUUUACGGGUCUACUCACUCCGCAGUUUAGGCGAUUUGUGGAGCGGGAGCAGAAGGAAUAGUCAUUUAGCUUAAGUUAGAUCGUCAUUUAGUUUUAGGUAGGAAAAACAAGGUAUAAAAAGGAAUAGAAGUGACUUAACAAGCGCGUUCAUGUCACACUGGCCAUAAUUCUGUGGGGAUGGUCACACUGGAAAAGCUCUGACUGUACUUUCUAUGCCCAAGAAACCUCAAAGUAGACGUUAAGU